GUGCCUCCCCCGCCAUGCCGCCCAAGCGAUCGGUAUCACGCGCGAAGAAGAUCAAGAAUGUCGCCCUCAAGCGCGUCAAGAUCGGCAAGAAGGCGCAUGCCCCCUCUGCGCCUGUUGGACGCAGCGCUUCGUAUCACCGCUCCGGCAAGUGGGCUGUGAAGGCCAAGAACGGCGGAAAGUUCCCUGUGCACCCUAAGCAGAAGAAGGAGGAGGAGAAGAAGACUGCUUGCCGUUACUACCCUGCUGAGGACAUCCCCCAGCCCUUGAGAAGACGCAACGUCAACAAGGCUGCCAAGCUCAAGGCCAACUAUGCUCCUGGAACUAUUCUUAUUCUUCUCUCCGGACGCUUCCGCGGAAGACGUGUUGUGUUCCUGAAGCAGCUCGAGAAGUCAGGCCUGCUCCUUGUCACUGGUCCUUACAAGUACAACGGCGUUCCUCUUCGCCGCGUCAACCAGGCCUACUGCAUCGCCACCUCUGCUAGCGUGUCUCUCGAUGGAGUGAACUUGGACAAGUUCAACGACCAGUACUUCGAGAAGGUCAAGACCGCCAAGCCCAAGAACGCUGAUGGAUUUUUUGCUACUGAUGAUGCCAAGAAAGAACUUAGCCCUGAGCGCAAAGCCGACCAGAAAACUGUAGACACUCCGAUCAUCGCGGCCAUGAAGAAGACGGAAUUCUUGAAGCCCUAUGUCAGCUCUCGCUUCACGCUCUCCAAGGGCCAGGCUCCACACACGAUGGUAUUUUAGAUCUUAGAAGGGGAAUGAAAAGGAAGUAAACCGUCUCUCGGUUU
Molecule: messenger RNA, 787 nt
Organism: Guillardia theta CCMP2712
Lineage: Eukaryota; Cryptophyceae; Pyrenomonadales; Geminigeraceae
Gene: RPL6e
Product: large subunit ribosomal protein L6e, cytoplasmic
Exons: 4
Coding region: 15-743 (242 amino acids)
Biological process (GO): cytoplasmic translation; ribosomal large subunit assembly
Cellular component (GO): ribosome; cytosolic large ribosomal subunit
Molecular function (GO): structural constituent of ribosome; RNA binding
Source: RefSeq, a predicted model, not a curated record